AUGUUUUAUUGUCCUGGAUACAUGCAAAUGCCUAACGCUUUCAUUACAACCGUAUUAAUCAAAAGUUACUUGGACACAAAUUUGUACAAUACUUUGGAAAUUGAUUGGACAAAAUAUGCGAUGAAUGUUAAUUAUUUUGACGCUGCUCGAGAUAGUUAUUAUGUUGGAAAAGCUAUUGCCACAUAUUUGCAAAAAUUUAUUGAUAAUGGAAUCGUUCACGAAUCGAUAGAAAUAAUAGGCGUUUCAUUAGGUGCACAAAUGGCUAGCUCUCUUGGCCAGAAUUUGAGAACACCAAUACCGAGAAUUGUAGGAUUAGAUCCAGCUGGUCCUGGUUUUAGAAGUGAUCGUCCACAUUUCUCCAAAGGUGCUGCUGAAUAUACGGUUGCUAUUCAUACAGAUAUGGGUGGUUAUGGAACCACGCUAACUGAUGCUGAUCUGGAUAUUAUUGUAAAUGGUGGGCACAGAAUACAACCAGGAUGCCCUCUUAUCAAUAUUCCAUUGGUAGCGUCAGGUAAUUAA
This is a messenger RNA of Chrysoperla carnea, 519 nucleotides long. Its product is annotated as lipase member H-like. The record is from RefSeq and is a predicted model, not a curated record. The coding region runs from base 1 to 519 and encodes 172 amino acids. Lineage: Eukaryota; Metazoa; Arthropoda; Insecta; Neuroptera; Chrysopidae. Gene Ontology annotation, molecular function: lipase activity. The transcript has 2 exons.